Messenger RNA from Plasmodium gonderi, 4272 nucleotides. RefSeq lists its product as hypothetical. The transcript has a single exon. The record is from RefSeq and is a predicted model, not a curated record. The coding region runs from base 1 to 4272 and encodes 1423 amino acids. NCBI's taxonomy places the organism in Eukaryota, Apicomplexa, Aconoidasida, Haemosporida, Plasmodiidae.
AUGCCUUUUUCAAUUUGUAGAAGAUCGAUUUUCCCCUUUUUAAUAUUCAAAAAUACUAAAAAAAGAUCAACGAAACAUUUUCGAUUUUUUUCAGAAGAAAUUAAGGAAAUUACACACAACGAUAAACAAACAAAAGAAUUAAUUCAAGAAAUAAAACUUUUAAAAAAAAAUAAAAAACAAGUAAAGAACGAUAUAGAUAUAAGAGAAAUAAACUAUUUAAUUAAAAAAGAGAAAAUGAACAAACUCAAAGAAAUGAAACAGAAGGUAGCAAAUGAAUAUGUAGAAACCUACCCACAUGCAUAUGAAGACUUCAGCUUAAGAAACCAAGUACUACCAAAGGAUGCACAAGAUGGAGAUCCAUUGGCUAGUAACGGUGCAUGGGGUAGAAAUGGAGGAAUAAGUCCUUUCCAUCAUUUAAGUUACCCAAAUGACGAUAUGAAAAAUGUGAAUCUUGAUGCAGCGGAAAUGUAUAAAUUAGAUGAACAAAUGAAUAAUUUGAACAUUUGGAAUGUUGAAAAAACAACAAGUCCUCAUCGUUUUAAUGACAGGACAUCAUCUCAAUGGAACCAGCAGGUUAGGGGAGAACAAGAUCAGCAGCACUUCCGCCACGCGAAUGGUAUGAAGAAUGGUGUAGAGAAUGGUAUGAUGGAUGGCAGAAAUAGUGGUACCAUGAAUUUCUAUGACACGAAUGAAAAUAUCAAUAGUCAAUUUGGAAGUAGCAACCAAUUUGGAAGUAGCACUCAAUUUGGAAGUAGCAGUCCAUUUGGCAGUAGCAGUCCAUUUGGCAGUAACAACCAGUGGGAAAGUAACAGCCAAUCUGGCAGUGGCAGUCCAAAUUCUUAUAGCGCAAUGUUUGCCCCCAAUGAUCCUCGUCUCACUUGGGAAGGGUCUCAUGAUUACCAUUAUGCAAAUGAAGAUAUUAACAACUUUUACGCUUUGAAUAAUGACAAUGACUGUUUUAAUUUUUUAAACAUGCUGAAGGAAGCGAACAGUAUGCCUUUGGAUGGGAAGGAAGAAUUUAAAAGUCAGAAAAUACCGCAGAAUCCGAUGGAGCUUGUAUUGGUAUUGCAUGAACAUUGGGUUAGUCUAAUUGGUCUAGGUAGCCAAAGGGGAGAACUCAAUGGUGUAGAUGUAGCAGGUGCAGAAGUAGAAGGUGCAGAAGUAGCAGGUGCAGAAGUAGCAGGUGCAGAAGUAGCAGGUGCAGAAGUAGCAGGUGCAGAAGUAGCAGGUGCAGAAGUAGCAGGUGCAGAAGUAGCAGGUGCAGAAGUAGCAGGCGCAGAUGUAACAUGUGCAUAUGUAGCAGGUGCAGAUGGACUUCCAAGAGGUCGCGAAAAGAAUAUCCAAUUUGACGAAAGAGACGCCCUGGAGAAACUGAUCCAGCUAGACGAAUGUUGGAAAGAUAAAGGAUUUUCAGAACUGAAAAUGAAGUGGAGAAAAAAAUUAAAUGAGAUCGAAUUUGUGGUAGAAAAGAACAAGGAAUUUUAUGAAAAAUUGAGAAAUCGGGCGGAAUUCAUUAGCAACUCAUUCAGUAUAGCUCAGAGUAUUUUUAUUUUAUGCUUUUAUCACGCAAUAGAUUGCCUAUCACUAGAAAUGAAAAAUAAAUUUAUUCCAAAAUUUACAUCCAAUUUACACAUGUUAAAAAUGAAUCAUGUUCUCUUGCUUCUUUAUAUGUACGGAAAUGAAAAAGAAAAUUAUGUAGACUUCUUACACAUGCUGACAAUGUAUUUUUUUAACAAGAGAAAGAGUUUGUUAAAUGCUGAAAAAUCAGAUGAGUCUAAAACCAGUGGAAAUGUAAAUUAUAAAUAUCAGCAUUUACAGAGAGAAGCUUCUGGAGGAAAAAAAAAUUUCAGCGAUGAUGAAAUAAAGAUAAAUUUAAUAAGGAAAAGUAAAGAUAUAAAAUUUUUGGAAAUAUGUCUAAAGCAUGGAAUCAAAUUAGAUGAUUCCUUACAUAUAUUUUAUCAUCAAGAUUGUUUACAUUUCUACAACAAGGAAGAUUUUUUCAUAUUAUUUCAAUGUUUUUGUUUUCUAACAGACAAAAAUGAUAUGACUUUGCUUAACAAUGCAUUGAAACGGUUCCCUUUUGAACUUACGAAGAUGAAAUUAUUUAAUAGUAUUAAUCAUAUGAGGAAUUUCUUAACGUGUAAAAAAGAAUAUCCUUUUACAAAGUUUACUUUCUGCGAGUUAGAAAUUAUGCUUGAUGCAUUAAACAAUCUGGACUGUGCAGAAUUUUUUAAAAAUGUAAAAAAUUGUGUUCAAGAUGAAUAUCUUAAAAGUGCUGCAAGAACUAUAAAAAAAAAUGCACAAUUAAAUGAACCUCCUCCAAAAGCUGAGCCAAAAAAAUCCAAUCCAGAAAGCGAAAAAAGGUGGAAAAGAACUUUCGUGAUUGACAGUAGAUACGACAGGAUCAAGAAACCACGUACACGUAGGGGGGCUCUAUGGAUGAUGAACCAUUUGAAAAUUUUUCAAAAUGUCAAAUUAGUUCCAGAGGAAAAACUAAAUGUUGUGAACUAUUGUAUAUUCUACAACGUAACGAAUAGUCUCCGACAUUUGUUUGUAUCCCCCAUUUUUCGAAGGACUGAUUUGCAUGAAAUAUUGGCAGAUGUGAAAUUUGCAAAGAGCUCCUUUUACUUUUUGGAUGAACAGUUCCACUUCGAUUGCAUGGUUAAGAUGGACAUGUACCCGGAGGGGGGGGAGGCAGUGAACGGGGCAGAAAACGGGGCAGUGAACGGGGCAGAAAACGGGGCAGAAAACGGGGCAGAAAACCCGAAUCGUACAAGAAACCAGAACAAAGAUUUGAUACACUUAUUUUUAUGCGAUCAAGAAAGCGUAAAUAACUAUUUCUUCCAAUAUGAAAAGAGAAUUGUGAAAAAAGUAUCAACUGACUUUUUGAUUAAUUCCAUUUUGUUCAUAAACAAUUAUCUAAGGGAAUUAAGAUGUGUGAUACAUUUAUAUACAUACAUGAGUGAAGAUAUUUUAUACGUCUUGAAUUACCUUUAUUUGAAAUUUCUCACGGUGCUGAAUUCUGUAGAUAAGAACAAUGAGAGUAAGAAAAAAGGAUUGCUCACUGAAUUGUCUAAAAUUAUUCCUCCAUGUUUUACUAUAUGGACAGGCGCAGAUAAUGGAUCUGGAAGAGUUGGACUUUGGUACAAGCCUGCACGUACAGAAAAUAAGAGAGUUCGUCCACCCCCAGCAGAUGUAGAUCCAGGGAACAAUCUGAGUGUAACUAAUGGUUAUAUAUAUCAACAUGAUCAAGUAACUUAUUACAAGAACUGUAGAAUGAUUAGUUGUUCUAUAUUCAAUACCUUAUUUUCAAUAUUUACACAUUAUAUAAAAUAUGUGAAAGAAAAUAAUAAUGAAGGAAAAAUUAACUUUUUGAAAAGAACAAGAAUUUUAAAAGAUAUAAUUUAUACUACAUCAUCUUAUAUAAAUAGUCUACAAUUAGAAGAAUGCAAUUAUUUCGAUUUUAUUUUUAAACGAUAUUCCACUUUUCGUAUUAUUGAAAAUUGGAAAGAUGUAUGUCAUAUAGGAGAUACACGUAUGAACCCACGAAAUGAAACUAUUUUAUUAAACUUAAUGGAUGAUAUACUCUCAUAUAUUUAUAUUUAUAUCACAGAUAAUAACAUUUCCAAUAUGGUCAAUGAAGAAAUUAUCAAGAUGACAAGAUACUUUUCUAUAUUUUCUAUUUCUUUGAAUUACUAUGAACAAAUAGAAGAAAAAAUACGUUCGAAUAAAAAUAUUCGCAUUCCAUUUAAAAUCAGAGGUAAAAAAAGACUUGGGAUAUCUGACAGUAUAGCUAGUGUGUACUAUGAUAGUAAUGGUAGUUCCGUUCGUUAUGAUGGAAAAAGUGACGACGAUGAUGAUUGUGAUGAUCACAGUUUGUCUGAACAAUCUUGUUCAUCUGAAAAAUAUCGAAAAACAAAAAAAAUCACAGAAUUUUAUAAUAAUGUUCUGAAUAGUUACAUUAAAAGAAUAGGUAAAAUGAAACUUGACAAUUUAUCUGUACGCAGCACAGUAUACAUCCUUGACACCACCAUUCGUGUAUUUAUUUUGAAUGCACUCAAUGGAAUUUCCUGCAAUUACAUCAUUAAGCAAGUCAAUGCAUUGCUCGACCACAUGUGGGAGAUCUCAGAUGAAAUCAACUUGUGUCAAUACCACUUGAUUUUCAGUGCAUGUCAAAAUAUUAUGGAUAACGAGAUCCUUUUACGUAAGUAUAGCGCCUUUAACAUUGCCAAGAGUAGGAAGUUGCUUUUAUACUUCAACGCCCGGAAGUGA